Gilbertella persicaria is the source of this 1276-nucleotide messenger RNA. RefSeq lists its product as uncharacterized. Gene Ontology annotation, cellular component: cytosol; cytoplasm; nucleus. Gene Ontology annotation, molecular function: Hsp70 protein binding; ATP binding. The coding region runs from base 48 to 1268 and encodes 406 amino acids. The transcript is spliced from 2 exons. The record is from RefSeq and is a predicted model, not a curated record. NCBI's taxonomy places the organism in Eukaryota, Fungi, Mucoromycota, Mucoromycetes, Mucorales, Choanephoraceae. Gene Ontology annotation, biological process: protein refolding; response to heat.
CCUUUCUUUUUUUUUUUUCUUUUUAGCUUCUCUCUUUCUCUUAUAUCAUGGUUGCUGAAACAAAGUUUUAUGACAUCUUGGGUGUUGGUCCUGAUGCUUCAGAAUCAGAACUCAAGAAGGCUUAUAGAAAACUUGCUUUAAAAUACCAUCCUGAUAAGAAUCCUGAUGCUGGAGACAAGUUCAAAGAGAUCUCUCAUGCCUAUGAAAUCCUUUCUGAUGCCGAAAAGAGAGAAGUCUAUGAUCAAUAUGGUGAAGAAGGCCUCAGUGGUCAAGGUGGCCCUGGUGGUAUGAAUGCUGAAGAUUUGUUUUCUCAACUCUUUGGUGGUGGUGGUGGAUUUUUUGGUGGAGGAGGUCGUCGUGGACCCCAAGGUCCUCGUCGUGGAAAAGACAUGAUGCAUCAACUCAAAGUCAGCCUUGAAGAUCUUUACCUUGGAAAGACCAGUAAACUUGCCCUUCAAAAGAACGUCCUUUGUGCCAAAUGUGAAGGCAAAGGAGGUAAGGAAGGUGCUGUUCAAACCUGUCGUGGUUGUCAUGGUCAAGGUGUUCGUAUGAUGAUGCGUCAAAUGGGUCCCUUGGUUCAGCAGUUCCAACAAACCUGUCAAGAUUGUCGUGGUACAGGUGAAAUCAUCAAUGAAAAAGACCGUUGUAAGGAAUGUUUAGGCAAAAAGAUCUUGAGUGACCGUAAAAUCCUUGAGGUCCGUAUUGAACGUGGUAUGCGUGGUGGUCAAAAGAUCACUUUUGCUGGUGAAGGUGAUCAAGCACCCGGUAUUAUUCCGGGCGAUAUCAUCAUUGUCUUGGAUGAAAAGCCUCAUGCUAAAUUCACACGUCAAGGCGAUGAUCUUAUUUAUGAAGCCAAGAUUGAUCUCUUGACUGCUUUGGCUGGUGGUCAGUUUGCUAUACCCCAUCUUGACGACCGUGUUCUCUUGGUCAAUGUCAUUCCAGGUGAAGCUAUUCAGCCUGAUAUGAUCAAGGUUGUGCCUUAUGAAGGUAUGCCUAUCCAACGUAUUGACAGUCGUGGCCAUCUGUUUAUCAAAUUCACGGUUGAAUUCCCUCAAUCAAACUGGACAGAUCAAGACACAUUAAAGAAAUUGGAGAGCAUCUUGCCUCCUCGUCAGCCAUUGCCUCCCUUGGGCGACAAGCAUUUGGAUGAAGUUGUCUUGGUGGAUGCUGAAGGUUAUCAAGGACGAGCUGGUGCCGCUGCUUAUGAUGAAGAUGAAGAUGAAGAUCAUCACCACCAUGGACCAGGUGUCCAAUGUGCUCAACAAUAAAAAAGACU